AGUCCUCGCUCUCUCUCUCUCUCUCUCUUUCCCCCUCUUUCAGUCUCUGUGCAGCAGCAACAAUGGCGGAAAAGGGGGUUUUACUUUGUUUUAUUUGUGCUCUCUGCUUCUCUUCUGCUAUUUCUCGAAGCCUACUAGAUGGGUCCAAAACCACAGUCCUUGACGUCUCCGCUUCGAUUCAGAAAACCCUAGAUGUUCUCUCAUUUGACCCUGAAAGUGAAACCCUUCAAGAGCUCAAGCAAUCAUCAUCAUCAUCAUCUUCGUUCACUCUGCAAUUACAGUCACGAGAUGUUAUUCACAAAUCUACCCACAAAGACUACAAAAGCUUAUUCUUAGCACGACUCGAGCGUGACUCAGCCCGAGUCAAAUCCCUCAACGCCAAGCUAGAUCUGUCUGUUCGAGGCAUUAAGAAGUCGGAUCUGAAGCCGGUGGAAACAGAAGGGUAUGAAGCUAAAGUAGAAGAUCUAGCAAGUCCGAUCGUCUCCGGAAUAAGUCAGGGAAGUGGCGAGUACUUCUCCCGAGUCGGAAUCGGUCGUCCAGCGAAAUCUCAGUAUUUGGUCAUCGACACAGGCAGCGAUGUCAGUUGGGUGCAAUGCGCACCUUGCAGUGAUUGCUACGACCAAGCUGAUCCGAUAUACGAGCCCUCCUCGUCGUCUUCUUACGCUUCCCUCACUUGCGACACCCAACAGUGCAGAUCGCUCGACGUAUCGGCGUGUCGUAACGGGUCGUGCCUUUACCAGGUUUCUUACGGUGACGGGUCUUUCACCGUCGGCGAUUUCGUGUCUGAGUCGUUGUCGCUCGGUAACUCGGGUUCCGUCAACAAUAUCGCUCUCGGCUGCGGCCAUGACAACGAGGGCUUGUUCGUUGGCGCUGCCGGGUUGCUUGGUCUCGGUGGUGGAUCGCUCUCGUUUCCGAGUCAAAUCAAAGCGUCUUCGCUCUCCUACUGCCUCGUCGACCGGGACUCAAGCUCGUCGUCGACUCUCGACUUCAACUCGCCCGACCCGGCUGACGCCGUUACAGCUCCGUUACUCCGUAACCGCCAGGUUGACACGUUUUACUACGUGGGCUUAAGCGGCCUUAGUGUCGGUGGUCAGAUGCUAUCGAUCCCACCGUCGUCAUUCGAGAUGGACGAAUCUGGCAACGGAGGAGUAAUCGUUGACUCCGGAACGGCAGUGACUCGGUUGCAAACCGAUGUGUACAACUCACUCCGAGACGCUUUUGUGAAGGGGACCUCUGGGUUACCGUCUGCAAGCGGAGUGGCGUUGUUUGACACUUGUUACGAUCUAUCGUCGAAGAAAAGCGUUGACGUGCCAACGGUUGCUUUCCAUUUCCCCGGUGGAAAAUCACUGUCGUUACCGGCGAAGAAUUACUUGGUGCCGGUAGACUCUUCUGGAAUAUUUUGCUUUGCUUUUGCACCGACAUCGUCGGCGAUGUCGAUACUCGGAAACAUCCAGCAGCAGGGGACACGUGUCGGAUUCAACCUUCCCAACUCAGUUGUUGCUUUCUCGCCUAAUAAGUGCUAGUAAAUUACG
Molecule: messenger RNA, 1532 nt
Organism: Telopea speciosissima
Lineage: Eukaryota; Viridiplantae; Streptophyta; Magnoliopsida; Proteales; Proteaceae
Product: protein ASPARTIC PROTEASE IN GUARD CELL 1-like
Exons: 1
Coding region: 63-1523 (486 amino acids)
Biological process (GO): proteolysis
Molecular function (GO): aspartic-type endopeptidase activity
Source: RefSeq, a predicted model, not a curated record